Molecule: messenger RNA, 7044 nt
Organism: Entelurus aequoreus (snake pipefish)
Lineage: Eukaryota; Metazoa; Chordata; Actinopteri; Syngnathiformes; Syngnathidae
Product: protein strawberry notch homolog 2-like
Biological process (GO): regulation of DNA-templated transcription
Cellular component (GO): nucleus
Molecular function (GO): chromatin DNA binding; histone binding
Source: RefSeq, a predicted model, not a curated record
UGGAGAGCAUUUGCCCGUGCUAGAAGUACGAUUUCAGAGCACAGCCAGCAGCACGGGGUGGCAGUUUGGGCCGAAGCAUAUGUCAUUUAGUGUGGUCAUGUGUGAAACUGAAGUCUGAUGCCCACCCUCCCCUCAGCACUGGCCAUGGACGGGGAGAACUACCUGCAUCCAGAAGGCCCUCAACUGGACAGCAGCAUGUUCUCUGUAGCCUCCUCUAACAUGGAGAGUCCGCUAUUUGGUCCCUCUGGAUCCUGGAGGUCCUACUCUCAGCCGGGGGAAUAUGGCGAUCACUGCCCUAUGCAAUCUGGAAACCAGCAAUACCACUUGAACAGCAGCAGCGCUACCACCGCCACUUCGCCGGAUGUCCCGAUUGACAUAUACUCUGCAUUCUCAGACAUGGAUUUCUCCUGCCUCAAUCUCCCCAGGAAUGGCGAUUUCCCCCAGGAUCUGACCUGCAUUGAUGACCUCUCCACAAACUCCCUGUUCUCCUCUCCGGCCGAUUCAUUGUCAGAGUAUGCUGAUGCACCGCCCUUCAUCAACACAGACACCCUUGUCACAGUACCUACACUCUGGGACGUCAGCACUAGUACCACCGUCGCCAACACACCAGCACAGAGCCAGCUGGAGCUGAAAGGCUCCAGCAGGUUUCAGGGCUUGGCCAGUUUGGAUGAUAUUACUGCUAUAAUCAGCACCCCACCUUUAGGAGGAUUCCAGGCUCAGACAACCCAGUCUCCACCGGAGGAGGAGGAGGAAGCUGAGGAAGAGGAUUCAGAGGAACUGGGCCAUGUCGACACGUAUGCUGAGUACAGGCCUUCCAAAUCCACAAUAGGAAUUUCCCAUCCUGACAUAGUGGUGGAGACCAACACGCUUUCCAGUGUCCCUCCUCCAGACAUCACAUACACUCUGUCAAUCCCUGAGAAUACCAUUAGCAGCGGCCUGCUGUCUGCCCUGCAGCUUGAAGCCAUCAUCUACGCCUGUCAGCAACACGAGGUCAUCCUUCAGAACAACCAGCGAGCGGGCUUCCUGAUUGGAGAUGGGGCUGGUGUCGGGAAGGGACGCACUGUUGCGGGAAUUAUCCUGGAAAACUACCUUAAGGGAAGGAAGAAAGCACUAUGGUUCAGCAUAUCCAAUGACCUGAAAUUUGAUGCAGAAAGAGAUCUCAAAGACAUUGAUGCAUCGACUAUUCCUGUGCAUGCCUUAAACAAGAUUAAGUAUGGUGACACAGCUACCUCAGAAGGAGUCCUCUUUGCAACGUACUCUGCGCUGAUUGGCGAAAGCCAGGCGGGGGGACAGCACCGCACGAGGAUUAAACAGAUCUUAGACUGGUGCAAGCCGGAUUUUGACGGAGUUAUUAUUUUUGAUGAAUGCCACAAAGCCAAGAAUGCCACAUCAACAAAGAUGGGUAAGGCAGUGCUUGAUCUGCAAAACAAGCUGCCGCGGGCCAGAGUGGUGUAUGCCAGUGCCACAGGUGCAUCUGAGCCAAAAAACAUGAUUUACAUGAGCCGCCUGGGAAUCUGGGGUGAGGGCACGCCCUUCAGGACCUUUGAUGACUUCCUGCAUGCUAUUGAGAAGAGAGGCGUGGGUGCCAUGGAAAUUGUUGCCAUGGAUAUGAAAGUGAGCGGGAUGUACAUCGCCAGGCAGCUGAGCUUCUCAGGGGUGUCGUUUCGCAUUGAAGAGAUCGGACUGGACAGCGACUUCAAACUGGUCUACAAUAAAGCUGCCAUACUGUGGGCGGAGGCGCUGAAAGUCUUCAUGCGUGCUGCCGAUGAGCUGGGCCUGGUCAGCAGGAAGUCUCUGUGGGGGCAGUUCUGGUCAUCUCACCAGCGCUUUUUCAAAUACCUCUGUAUCGCUGCCAAAGUCCGCUGCCUGGUGGAGUUGGCUAAGAAAGAGCUGGAGGCAGGAAAGUGCAUCGUCAUUGGCCUGCAGUCUACCGGAGAGUCACGUACUCGAGAAGUUUUGGACGAGAAUGACGGGCAUCUUGACAGAUUUGUCUCUGCUGCAGAGGGAGUGUUCCAGUCCCUUGUGACAAAACAUUUUCCUUCUGAAAAACAGCGACGAGAGAAAGCACCCGGGAAUAAAAGAAAACGUAAACCUCGCGGUCGCCAGCCCAAGAUGCCCAAGCACGCGGUGGAUAGCGGCGGCGUCAUCAACAUCAGCGACGACAGCAGCACGGACUCUGACGGCAUGGACACAGACUCUAACUCCUCGCCGGACUCGCUGCUGGACAAUGAUGAUGUCAUCUUUGUCAACCACACUAGCUGCCAGACUGUCAGGAUAGAAGAGAUGAAGCUGAGUCUCCUCAACAAGAUAGCACAGCUGGGAAAAGAACUACCUCUAAAUACCCUGGACGAGCUUAUUGAUAAGUUUGGGGGGCCGGACAAAGUCUCAGAGAUGACGGGUCGUAAGGGUCGUGUGGUGCGGCGCCCUGACGGCAGUGUCCGCUACGAGUCGCGUGCCGAGCAGGGUCUCACCAUCGAUCACAUCAACAUCAAAGAGAAAGAUCGCUUCAUGGGCGCAGAGAAGCUGGUCGCCAUCAUCUCCGAGGCAGCCAGCUCUGGAAUUUCCUUGCAGGCUGACAAGCGAGUGAGGAACCAGAAGCGCCGGGUACAUAUGACCUUGGAACUGCCAUGGAGUGCCGACAGGGCCAUUCAGCAGUUUGGCCGUACCCAUCGGUCCAAUCAAGUGACGGCUCCAGAGUACAUCUUCCUCAUCUCGGAGCUCGCUGGGGAGAGACGUUUUGCCUCUAUAGUGGCAAAGAGACUAGAGAGCCUGGGUGCAUUAACUCAUGGAGACAGAAGAGCCACAGAGUCCAGAGACCUGAGCAAAUACAAUUUUGAGAACAAGUACGGUACUAAGGCUCUGGAUAAAAUCACUAAAGCAAUCCUUGGUCACAUAGAGAACAAGGUGCCUGCACCAAAAGAUUAUCCCGGAGGUGACGCCAUGUUCUUCAGAGAUAUGAAAGAGGGAAUGAUGGAUGUGGGCAUCUUCUGUAGGGAGCAACGCUUUGGCAUUAGUACAGAGAAAGACUGUAGCAUCACCAAGUUCCUAAAUCGCAUCCUGGGCCUGGAAGUGCACAAGCAGAACCAUCUUUUCCAGUACUUCACCGACAAUUUUGACUACCUAAUCGAGAAGGACAAGAAGGAGGGCAAAUAUGACAUGGGCAUCUUAGAUCUGGCUCCAGGUAACGAUGAGAUUUACGAGGAAAAGCAGGAAACCUUUUUGACAGUCGGAAACCCUCAGGAUGGACAGGUGGUCCUUUACAAGAUCAGCGUGGACAGAGGUAUGCCUUGGGAUGAAGCCUACAACAGGUUUUUGAAUCUCUCCGGUACUGAUGAGGGCUUCUACUUGUCCCAUAAGCUUCGAGGUAACCAACCGUGUGUGCUGCUAGCUGAGCAAGGGAGAGGCAAGAACUUCAUCGUGUACAAGCCCAACAUCGGCAAGCAGACUCACCCCGAGAGCCUUGAUAACCUGCAGCAACGCUAUCGAAAGGCGACUCUCGAAGAGGCCAAGGACAACUGGGAGACCCAGUUCAGCUUCUCCUUGAAGAAAUGUAGCCAUGCCAACUGGAAUGGCAAAUGUAAGAAAAUUGAGGAAGGCCAGGAGUGUUUCCAGGGCAUGCGUCUCCGCCAGUACCACAUGCUGUGCGGCGCUCUGCUGCGUGUGUGGAAGCGGGUGUCCGAUGUGGUGUCCGACAUCACCAGCUCCAGUAUCCUGCAGAUCGUUCGCCUCAAAACAAAGCAUCACAACAAGCAAGUCGGCAUCAAGAUCCCAGAGAACUGCGUGGCCCGAGUGCGUGAGGAGCUUUUACUAAUGGACGAGGAGGUGAAAAAGCGGCGCAAGGAGAGGGAGAAGCAGGCCCUGGAGCAGCGUCUGGCUGAGGAGCGCAUGCGUAAAAUGGAGCAGGAGAACAAGCACCUCCUGGCUAAUCUAUUUAGCCAGAAACCCGUGGCCAACCAGUCCCUGGCCCAGUCGCUCCUUCAGAGCCAGAUCCUCAAACAAAAACUGAACCCGCUACAAAAGACACGGAUGGCGAGCAUCUCUCAGCUCCAGAGGAUGCAGGUGGCCCACAACCAGGCCGCCUUGCAGCAGAGUCAAGGUCUACUGACUUUACAUAGAAACCCCUCUCAAAGUCAGCAACUGACUCUGAACAGCUGGCCCAGCAAGUCCUCCAAGCAGGCCCUGCACAACACGGUCAGCCAUAGCUCCAAUUUCUCCCAGUUUUACCCCCAGUCAUUUUUACAUACGUUCCCCCAGCUGAAAAAACCCGCCGUCCCCGUCCAUCAGACCACACUCUCCACCGGUUUGUCCUCACAAAAGUCCCAGGACGAAAUCCUCGACUUGAUGAGCUCGCCGUCCCCUUUGCCGGACAGCACGGCGGAAAGCGGGUUGGGCCUGAACAACCUCGCGGGGCCCUCUGGGGCUUUCGUGGACGACUUCGGCCUGGAGUCACUUAUCUCGCAGAACGCCCAGCAGCUCCCGCCGCCGCCGCCUCUGGUUCUGCAGCAGCCGCAGAACCUCAGCAUGCUGGGCAACAACCACCAGGACCUUUUAGACCUAUUUGACCUGCCCAUCUCCCCCCAGAUGCCCACGCAGAAAGCCAGCCCAUCAUCCUCCGCCUCGUCCAGCUCCUCCUCGAUGUCCUCCACCUCCUCCCACGUCUCCCCCCUCGUGCAAACCUCCCCGCUCUUCUCCAACCCGCCUCCUUCCUCCUCCUCUUUGUUUGCCAACUCCUCUUCCCGCUUCUCCUCCAACUAUCUCCUCCCCCAGUCAGACUCUCUCCCCCUUAACGGCCACUGCAGCUCCGGCGCUCUUGACGUGCGCGAGGCUCUGAACAGCAUGCUGCAGGCGGGGCCGGACCGCAAGUCCGUCAUUCACUACCGGCAGCAAGACUGAGAGUGGCUCAUUAUCACUCUUUAAUGGCUUUUAAGCAGAUUUUAACACUGCUGUUUCCCAUCCAAAGUUGGACCCCUAAACCCCUCAGGACCUCCUAGUCACAUCACUGCCUGUCCUGCUCCCAGUCUUCUCUUCCCGCCUCCUCUUGGUUGCUACGGUGACUACAAACGCCAGCACCAAAGUGUGUCCUCCACUGCUUAAAGGCAGCUGUAAACGUUAAACUCACAUGAACAAAAAAAAAAAAAAAAACACUUGUUCAUCCUCGCAUAGAGUCCUUUAAUAGACCCUUUUUCCACUCCCCUCAUUUGACGAGGUAUCGGACCUUGCUGGAAGCAAAACCUGAACACGUUUUAGCUCGACCCGAGACGCAAAAAGGUGACGAGGAACUGGAAUACAAGAGGAAGAAAUCUUAGCUGACAAACCGUGAAAUGCCUCCGUUCCCCGACACGCUCCCUCUUGUUUGCGUCCACGUCCCCCCCUUCCCACCCCCCCGCCGCUCGUGUUAAAGGAAACGGGGAGCAGCAGUCUGCAAACAGUGCCUUCCGAGAAAUCUAUAAAUGCAGUCUUUAAAACAAAAAAUUCCAUGUAGCCUAAUGUAUAGAUUUGUAUUUUAAUUUAAAUAUAUUUGUAUUUAACUUUUUCGUCCCUUUUUGCGUUGUCCUUUUGUGUUACACUAUGCUGGUAGCGGGUUCCAAAAGAGGCCUCCGUGAAGCCUUGACUGCGUGUGUGCGUGCGCGUGUGUGCGUGUGUCUGUGUGUGUGUUUGCCGAAAAAGUGCACGAUACCGUGUAGCGUACAACAACACCAACAAGCGCGAACAGAACAGAUAGCAUCCAAAUAUAUAACCCCCUUUUUUUAAUAGACGAAAUAACAGAGAGAUUUCAACUCCUGGCGUGAUUUGAUUACCAAUUCUCAGGAACGUCUCAAGUGCUUUUGGUGGUGGUGUUUUUUUUUUGUUUGUUUUAUGUGUGUAUUUCUGACCAUCAAUAUAAACGUGUCUGUCAUGAAAUGACACUGAGACAUUGAAACUGUUUUUUUUUUUUAAUUGUCUUGAUGUCUGGAAAGAAAACCCUGCAAGCAGAAACUUUGAUUAUUCGGUAUUAAAGUCACUGCUUCUUCAUCCAUUUCAUUACUUUCAAGUGUCAUAACGCUAGCAGGUGCUCCAAAUAGACACGCUGUAUAUUUGUGUGCAUGUGCACGCCCCUAAAACCAAGUUAUUUUGACUGAUGUGGGCCCCCAGCACCCUUGAAAAGAGCUAGAUAAGCACAUGCACACGCAUUAUGUUUGUUCCAUACCCUUUUUCUCGUCUAUUUCGACCACCUUAACAUUUUUCCUGGGGUGCAUGUUGGCGAGUGCUUCCCUUAUUUUCCAUCAAUUGCCCCUAUUUUGAAACACAAAUGUUGACAAGUAUUUGUUCCUCUGGCCAUUUAUUUAUUGAUAAUAACAUAAUAGAAAUACACUAAAAGAUUUCCAACAAGUCCAAUUCCACAUUACACCCGCUCCCUACAUGAGCACAUGCAUGUGGCAACAUUGACAUGUUGUAUAAUUAAAAUGAUCACUCCUCUCGCCAGUUAUCGAUGAUAUCCGCCGCCUUGUACCCCAGAAGUAAACUCAGCUAUUUGAAACAAGCCACAAAAUUCAAAGCCUUUGACAUGUUUGCUCACCACCGAGCGCAGGUGUGUUAUUUUGGUAAUGUGAUUGCUCCUCCCACCAGUUAAUGAUAACCGGUACACUUGCUCAUGCACACAUUUCCGUGACAUAUAUGUCAUCUAAUGAAUCAGUUACAUAUGGUAACCAGUAGGGCCGUAAAUCAUCUUCUUCAAUUUGAUUCGAUUCUUGGGGGUAACUAUACGAUUCAGAGUCAAUUCUCAAUUCAAACUAAUUUUCGAUUCAAAAUCAAUACUAUUUUUUCAAUAACAUUGUGUGCCAGUUGUAGGACUAACUACAUUCCUCCAUUAAAUAGACAAACAGUUAUAUUACUUCAAAGAAAACUAUUUUUGUUUAACCAAAUGCUACCCAAAUAUUUAAUAAAGUCAAAUACAAAUAACAAUAAUAAUAGAGUAUCCUUCUCUUUUCUAAAGUAAACCUGUACAGCAGAUAAUAUCAUCUACAUCAGCAAUAGGAUUUUCGUGUGUGGCUGGAAAGGACCUAU